CAAUGGAUGUCCUAGCCAUUCUCGAAGAUCUUGCGAGCGCCAGCAUUGCUCAAGAGGAAAACCAAUUUUCGAAAGAGGAUAUAGAUCGCUGGUCGCGGUUGUUCGCCCUGACAUACGACGAAGCCCUGGAAGCCAUGGAAUCACACUUUUCAAACCUUUCACGAAUCCAGAUUUCAGACUCGCAAUGGGGCAUCCUCAAGGACUCUGUCGGGGUAUCCGAGCACGAUAAGGAGAGCUAUUCGUACCUCCUGGGUCUUUCGAAGGCCCCGAAGAAGCCAAAAAGCACGGCACAGACCCAGUCGUGUUCUGCGACGAAAACUGAAUACGUUUUCAAACUGACACCGCCCUUUGAUACGGCGCUGGUGAUACAGCAAGCUGCCCGCUUGCCUCACCUACCCCGACUACUCAACAACGAGGAGACCAAUGAGCAAACAUAUGUCGUUGUGGACGGGGAUACGCGAUCAAUGCUUGAAAGUUUGGUCCCAAACACGCGUCUCACCUUCGCUGCGCUCAAGAGACCAGCAGAGAAGAGCCUUUCGUCACACUGUAUUGCCCCAGCCCUCGGUAUCGAUGCAACGUUGCCUCAACACCGCGGCGUUGUUAGUAUACUUGGCCAAGAUGAGUAUCCCGUGCCGUACUUCUUCUACGGCACUCUGGCAGAUCCAGAGGUUCUGACUCGUCUUCUUUCGUUGGACGACGAACCAAUUCUUCGACGUGCAGAGGCACAGCGUGGCAGAUUGGGAAUGUGGGGUGGGAAUUAUAGGGCGCUGGUAGACGGCCAGGACAAAGAUAGGGUUGACGGUUGGAUGUAUCUGGUGGAAAGUAGAGAUGCUGAAGACUGCUUGCGGCACUAUGAGGGUCAGAAUUACGAAGUGGUGAGGUGCACAAUGUCUGUUUCCGGAGACUUAGUAAAGGGUUUGACGUUUAGAUUCUGUGGGGAUAGCAGAGUGCUAUAAUGCCCGCUGUCGAAGGGUACAUAGUCGUGGUGGAAGGAGCGACGUCAGACUGUCACUUUCCUUGUACUAUUGACUACGUAAUUCAUAGCACAUCAUACGUCACCAUAAUUUUACACGUUCAGUACUAGAUACUUCAAUUUCCCGAGUUUUAGCUACUGUCAUCGCCGCUCGGCUACUUACUGAUGAAGAACUAUCUUGCAACGUCUUCGACCAAAACUCCGACGAGAAGCCAGAUUAUUCCAAGUGGCAUACUACCACUGAUCAGUCUAUCUCGCGGAGCCACGUUGGUCAGGGGUGCGAUUCCAUACAAAUUUUGCCAGUGCGGCGGAUUACGCUAGCGAUCUGAAUCGUCUGCUCGCAGUUGUGGAAAAGGUAAGAUAGACAACUGGAGUGUUUGAAACACCAAGCGCUUUGUUGCGGAGAUGGCGAGGAAGGUAUUCUCUGGAGGCGAGUUUGCGUACAUGUUCGACCAAUCGAAACAAGACACGUGGGGCCAGGGCGCUCCGCGGCUACAUUUGAGAUUUGUGAUCCAAAAUCUGGUCUCUCAUCAUU
Messenger RNA from Periconia digitata, 1508 nucleotides. Lineage: Eukaryota; Fungi; Ascomycota; Dothideomycetes; Pleosporales; Periconiaceae. The record is from the annotation of a GenBank genome assembly.